UGAUGCGAGACGCCUUCUUCCAGAUAAAUUGUACAAAGUUAUAAAAUGGCGAUCCGAAAACUACUGCAGUACGAUCGUAAUGUGUUGCGGCGUUCAUUUUCAACCGACCAUCGUCAUUGUCGAAGCAAAAAUGAAACGAAAUUGAGUUCGUACGAUUCCUACCCCGACUCGAUGCUUCAUCCGAUGGUGAAAGGCACUGGGGGCUCAUUCAAGUGGGAUAUUACCGAGCCGGCCAAACUAACCCUAUACAAACUGAAAGACUUUAUUGACGAGUUCACCGGUGGAGUUGCAGUCAGAGAAUCUCAACAAAAGGUAAACGAAUUGCAAAACAAAGUUAGUGGGCUGCUGGAUAAACGCAGCAAGACCGAGCUGAAGCUUUUUGAAGUUAAAAAGAAGGUGACUGAUGUGAAUGCUGCCCAGCAAUCUGUUUCGCGGGACGAUAUCAAUUAUUUUGACCUCAUCCGCGAGGAAUUUCUGCUUAAAUCAGAAAAACAGAACAUUGAAAACCUGUUGGAAGUGCUCAGCCAUGAACAUCAGGUUUUGUUGCUCCAAUUAACACAUGCUCUCAGUGACGUUCAUGCAAAGGAACGGCAAGAAGUUAACAACAUGAGAGUCAUUAAAUUGUUUCUAACGAUCGUGCUGGGCAUCGCCGGCUUCGCAGGUAAUGCCGGCUACAACCAUUACAAGGAUAGGAAGGUCCAGCAGCAGCUAGAGGUAUUAGUUAAGUAUGUGGAGGGUGAAAAAGCACGACAGGGAAAAACAGGCGAAUCAUGGGGCAGUUAUUUGUACCGACAGCCGGGCCGAUUUUAUCGAUACAUGUUUACGAAGCAACGUUGACGGAUGAUGUACCAUUUGAUUCCAUAAGUGCCACAAAGAAUGUCGGUUGUUACUCGCCGGUGGUUUGUCGAUUUAAGUAAUAAAACCCAAAUGAAAU
Anopheles coustani is the source of this 934-nucleotide messenger RNA. RefSeq lists its product as uncharacterized. The record is from RefSeq and is a predicted model, not a curated record. The transcript has 2 exons. Bases 46 to 837 code for a protein of 263 amino acids. NCBI's taxonomy places the organism in Eukaryota, Metazoa, Arthropoda, Insecta, Diptera, Culicidae.